Laccaria bicolor S238N-H82 is the source of this 1506-nucleotide messenger RNA. RefSeq lists its product as uncharacterized. The transcript is spliced from 3 exons. Gene Ontology annotation, biological process: positive regulation of transcription by RNA polymerase II. The record is from RefSeq and is a predicted model, not a curated record. NCBI's taxonomy places the organism in Eukaryota, Fungi, Basidiomycota, Agaricomycetes, Agaricales, Hydnangiaceae. Gene Ontology annotation, molecular function: protein dimerization activity; DNA-binding transcription factor activity. The coding region runs from base 1 to 1506 and encodes 501 amino acids. Gene Ontology annotation, cellular component: RNA polymerase II transcription regulator complex.
AUGGCUGAAUCGCGUUCCUCUGACCCCCGUCCGUCCUCCCCAUACGUGUUUGGAGACGCCACGUUGCCCUCUUCCGAUCACAAUUCACACCUACGCAAGCUAUUGCAUUCUCCGUCUUCGGACCACCGACCCCCCUCUUCCUUGUCUCAUGAUUCACAAGAACAAUCUCGUAAUAUGUCAGCCUCUUCAAACUCCAAGGAACCAUCUCAUCUGAAUGUUGACCAUGAUAGACAUAAUCCCACAAGUCGUCGAGGCGUUCGCGAACAUCAAUCUUUUGAUUUUAACAUGCGCAGACAUUCAAUCGCUGUCGGCCAAAACCCCAUCACCCUUCCUCACCUAUCGUCGACAGCACAUGGGACCAAGAGAAAGAUGUCUGUGGAUCGAAGUGUAUUUGCCCCAGUUGGUGAGGAUAUAGAUCCUCAACUAGUUGGUCCCGGCGUACCCAGUGGAAUGGAUAUGGACGCAGACGCGCCUGCGCCUAAACGACGCGGCUCUGCUAUCGACACCCAACGAAUAUCCCAGCUGAGUUUAAAUGAUCGUCGCAACUCGGUAGAUUCCCGAGCGGCGCAGUGGUUUGUGAACGAGAGACGGGACUCGGCUCCUUCCGUGUUUCCCAACGUUUCAAGCAUGUCUCCCUACAACCCAGGCUUCAAUCCCGGUGAUUCAUCGCAUAGUCGCCUUCCCCAAAGUAUGACUUCCUUCUCGUGGCCAGUCAAUUCACAGCCUGCAGACCAAGAAACUCCAUCAAUGCAGAGCGACGGGGAUUCUAACAUGAGUUCGCGUCCUUUUGAUUCAAGUACUCACAUGAACAUUGUCCCUUCCAUGAAUUAUCCUCCUGAUCGGCGGAUGUCCGUUCCCGAUACGCUUACACAUUCUGGACCGACCAGAAUAUUGCGCUCCAGGUCCCGCCCUCCCUCACGUCAAAACACAGGCUCUGGACCUUCAUCGGGGCAGGAAGACCUUGUUAGUGCUCCUUCACCCAACGCGUCUAGCAAAUCUGCGAAAGAUGGCGCAACUCCAUAUUCUCGCUCCCCUGAACUUCGUGUAUCACACAAGCUCGCAGAGAGGAAGCGGCGGAAAGAGAUGAAAGAGCUUUUUGACGAUUUGCGGGACCAAUUACCAGCUGACCGUGGCAUGAAAGCAAGCAAAUGGGAAAUUUUGACAAAAGCCAUCGAAUUUGUUUCGCAUCUGAAGCAAAGUCAUCAGCACAUGGUGCAAGAGGUGGAACUAUUAAGACGAGAGGUGGAAACAUUGCGCCAAGGAGGAAUGCAGGCUUUCCCUCCUAGUGGGCCGCAAUCGCACCCAGUCGCGUACGGGCAAGUCCCCCCCAUGGCGGGGCAAUUUCCCCACGCCCCAUCGGGUGUCAUGCAACAGCAUCCCCCAGGUCCCCCCCAUCAUCCGGGACAUCGCCCCGAAUCUUCUCAAAACGUUUACUCUCCUGGUAUCAACCAUUCACCAUCUCAAAAUGGCAACGUUCAUCGACCUGAUGGAGGCGCCACUUCAUGA